Molecule: messenger RNA, 732 nt
Organism: Aplosporella prunicola CBS 121167
Lineage: Eukaryota; Fungi; Ascomycota; Dothideomycetes; Botryosphaeriales; Aplosporellaceae
Exons: 1
Coding region: 1-732 (243 amino acids)
Biological process (GO): cilium assembly
Source: RefSeq, a predicted model, not a curated record
AUGGCUGCAACAACUCUUACCUCCAACGACGCGAAGGUGCUCAGUGCACUUUUCGACCCUGAAUCCUCGCCCUCCGCCUCUGUCAAGAUCACACCCUUGCCACAAAGCCUUCCGCGCACCUCCGAAGCCGAAUUGUCUUCGCUGCAGGGCAUCGAACGCGCAGCAAUACGGCCCCUCAACACUACCCAGCCCUCGCCCGAAAGCGCCGACGCUGCUAUUGCAGCAUUAAGCAAUCUCAUAGCUUCUCACCCUGACUACGCCUCCGCCUAUGCAAACCGAGCACAAGCAAUUCGGUUAAAGAUUGCCGACGAUGCAAUCUUCUCGCGUGAGAGUUCAAACUUGACCGAGGACCUAUUCGCGAAUCUCGCAAACACGAUCGCCCUGGCGACUCCCACCUCACCACAAGACGCCAUGUCUCCUCUUCAAGCGCGGCUCUUAGCAACAACUCACACACACCGAGGCUAUCUGCUGCUCAAGGCGGCGAAGGCGGCGCGAGAGGGGAAACUAGAAGGUGGACCAGCUGAGGUUCGCGGAGCCGGUCAAGACCAGUUGGAGGAGAUGGCGAGUCGAGAUUUCUUCUUCGGUGGUAGAUACGGCGAUAAAGUGGCGCAGCAGUUGGCUGUCAAGACGAACCCAUAUGCAAAAAUGUGCGGGGCUAUCGUGAAGGAGGCUAUGAGAAAGGAAAUUGCGGAGGCUAUGCCAAGGAUAGAAAUCCCAAACAAGGCAGAGUAA